CUCUGCUCACUAGGGUCCCGGGCGGCGUCUGCGCGUACCAAACUCAGGCUCUGUGAGGAGGGGUAAGAGGGACAGUGGGCAGUGCCCCACAGCCCUGUCUGCAGGAGUCCUAGUACCUGACCGUCAGAGGCUUCGGUGCUGCGGGGUUCUGUACUCAGCCCCAUUUCUUACCUCUCUAGUUCUGGACCAGUUGGGAGAGUCCCCCACACCAGAGACAGACUGACUUCGCACGAGUAUGCACACGUGGGCUGUAAGCAUGUUUCAAGAACUGGGCUUCGAGCAAGCAUAGGGCGCCCUGGGAAGGCGCGGGACCUGAAAUCCCGGCUCGCCUGUCUGCCGAGUGCCAAGAAACCCACCACGUCCAGGCCUUUGAACUUGUGGGAGUGAAGUCUCUCCAGCUGGGCGUGGCGAGCUUAUGGAGUGACUGAAGGAGAUGUGCUGAGCGCGCCCAUGCUCUCCGGGUCACGCAGCCCUGCCUGCACCCAGGGAACCUCUGCCCAGGGUCCGAGCAAACACAGACACUAAACAAAUCUAAAGGAAUUGGAAACCAAGCAAGCAGAAACAGAAUAUGCAACAGCGACUGUAUGUGGGCACAGAGACUGAAAUAUCUGCCAUCUGGCUCUUCACAGAAAGACAGAAACCAUCUCCGCCAGUCAAGAAGCCCUCAGAAGUCCUUUGCCAUGGACACAGAAGAUGAAGAAAACAUGAGUUCGAGCAGCACAGAUGUUAAGGAAAGCUGCAGCCUGGACAGCGUGCCCCCCAAGGACGGCAGCGCCCCCGGGCCUGGCGAGGGCGCCCCCCUCUCCAACGGGGGUGGCGGUGGCGCCAGCCGGAAGCGGCCCCUGGAGGAGGGCAGCAACGGCCACGCCAAGUUCCGCCUGAAGAAGAGGCGGCGGCCGCCCGGGCCCGCGCUGCCCAAGAACGCCCUGAUGCAGCUGAACGAGAUCAAGCCUGGCCUGCAGUAUGCGCUGCUCUCGCAGACCGGGCCGGUGCACGCGCCCCUGUUCGUCAUGUCCGUUGAAGUAAACGGGCAGGUGUUUGAGGGCUCUGGCCCCACCAAGAAGAAGGCCAAGCUGCACGCUGCCGAGAAGGCCCUGCGGUCUUUCGUGCAGUUCCCCAACGCCUCCGAGGCGCACCUGGCCAUGGGGAGGACCCUGUCCGCCAACACGGACUUCACGUCCGACCAGGCCGACUUCCCCGACACGCUCUUCAACGGCUUCGAGACCCCAGACAGGUCGGAAAUACCCUUCUACCUGGGCUCCAACGGGGACGACUCCUUCAGCUCCAGCGGGGACCUCAGCUUGGCGGCGUCCCCGGCGCCCGCGAGCCUGGCACAGCCUCCUCUCCCCGGCCCUCCGCCGUUCCCACCACCGAGCGGGAAGAACCCCGUGAUGAUCCUGAAUGAGCUGCGGCCGGGGCUCAAGUACGACUUCCUGUCCGAGAGCGGGGAGAGCCACGCCAAGAGCUUCGUCAUGUCUGUGGUGGUGGACGGCCAGUUCUUCGAGGGCUCAGGCAGGAACAAAAAGCUCGCCAAGGCCCGGGCUGCGCAGUCCGCACUGGCAGCCAUUUUUAAUUUGCACCUGGAUCAAACACCGUCUCGCCAGCCCAUCCCCAGCGAGGGCCUUCAGUUACAUUUGCCGCAGGUGUUAGCCGAUGCCGUGGCCCGCCUGGUGCUGGAUAAGUUUGGCGAUCUGACGGACAACUUCUCCUCUCCUCACGCACGCAGGAAAGUUCUUGCCGGCAUCGUCAUGACAACAGGCACAGAUGUGAAAGACGCCAAGGUGAUCAGUAUUUCCACGGGGACAAAGUGCAUCAAUGGCGAGUACAUGAGUGACCGUGGCCUUGCAUUAAAUGACUGCCAUGCAGAAAUUAUAGCUCGGAGAUCCUUGCUUAGAUUUCUUUAUACACAACUUGAGCUUUACUUAAAUAACAAAGACGAUCAAAAACGGUCCAUCUUUCAGAAGUCUGAGCGGGGAGGGUUUAAGCUGAAGGAGAGUGUUCAGUUCCAUCUGUACAUCAGCACGUCUCCCUGUGGGGACGCCAGGAUCUUCUCACCGCACGAGCCGAUCCUGGAAGAACCAGCGGACAGACAUCCAAACCGCAAAGCCAGAGGACAGCUGCGGACGAAAAUAGAGUCUGGCGAAGGCACAAUUCCCGUGCGAUCCAAUGCAAGCCUCCAGACGUGGGACGGGGUGCUGCAGGGCGAGAGGCUGCUCACCAUGUCCUGCAGCGACAAGAUGGCGCGGUGGAACGUGGUGGGCGUGCAGGGGUCCCUGCUCAGCAUCUUCGUGGAGCCGAUCUACUUCUCGAGCAUCAUCCUGGGCAGCCUCUACCACGGCGACCACCUCUCCAGGGCCAUGUACCAGCGGAUCUCCAACAUAGAAGACCUGCCCCCGCUGUACACGCUCAACAAGCCUCUGCUCAGCGGCAUCAGCAACGCGGAAGCACGGCAGCCGGGGAAGGCACCCAACUUCAGCGUCAACUGGACGGUGGGUGACGUGGCCAUCGAGGUCAUCAACGCCACGACAGGGAAGGACGAGCUGGGCCGUGCGUCCCGCCUGUGUAAGCACGCCUUGUACUGUCGCUGGAUGCGUGUGCACGGCAAGGUUCCCUCCAACUUACUACGCUCCAAGAUCACUAAGCCCAAUGUGUACCAUGAAUCCAAACUGGUAGCAAAGGAGUACCAGGCCGCCAAGGCGUGUCUGUUCAAAGCGUUCAUCAAGGCAGGGCUGGGCGCCUGGGUGGAGAAGCCCACGGAGCAGGAUCAGUUCUCUCUCACACCCUGACCGGGGGCGUGGCGCGGAGGCUGCCCACGUCCGGCGCGGUCUCCGGAGCCUCACGUCUCAGCUGGGGGCGGGCGUGCACUUUGGGGAGGGCAGGGAGGGCAGGGAGGGCGUGGGGUCCAGCAUCACCACUCGAUGUCCCUCUGCAGCAGUGUUACCCCUUGGAAUUACCCAGUGACUGCUUUCUAUCUCUGUUUACGUUUAGAAAUUGAGUUCUACUGAGUAGGGCUUCCUUAAGUUUAGGGAAAUAGAAAUUACUUUGUCUGAAAUUUUUGAAUAAAUAAUUUAUUCAGCGUUAGGAACGUGGUUUAUAAAGUAAUUAUAUCAAGUCACUCUUAGGCCACGUUAUUUUAAUGCAGAAGAGCACUUAUCUGUAGAGAAGGUGAGAAAGUAGAGGUAGGAAGAAGCCUGAAGUCACAGCCGUGCUGCCGGCGGGUCCCCCGGAUGGGCCGCGCGAUUGGCUUCCCUCAGCAGGUCCGCACAGCCCGGGAGAAGACCCCGCGGGAGGGGCCCGGCCCUGCGCUCGCACAAGUCCCCCAACUCCCUGGCGCAGUGACGGCGUGCGUCCAUGAGGGCACGGCCCAGAUCCCUGCAGCCUUCAGCCCCCCUAGAAGCUUCUGCACUCCUCCUAGAAUCACAUGGAAAACGCGUGUUGGUUCACCUCUCAGUAAUCAGAGAUAAAACAUGGGCAGUGAUCCUGGCCAUUCAUUUGAGGUCUUCAACAGUAUUUAACUUUUAGGGACUAGGAGGAAUCCGUAGGGGCUACUGCCCAAGAAUCAGCCUACAACUCCCUGUCUUCCUUGCUCUGAAUCUCAUGGAUGUGGAUAACUCUCCAGACAUCUUCACGGGAAGGAAAUAGAAUUAAUUAAGUAGAUAGACUCGUUCUUAGAAAAUGCCACUAAGGCAUAGUUUUAAAUUAUUCUUUCCAGCUUUAUCAAAGACAUGUUUGAAAGUCAGUAUUCAGGCUGGAAGCUGGUGAGGCAGUGUGCCACGGCCUCGUGCCCACCAGGGUCUGGACGUUGAUUGUCACGGCAGGGAAGGGGUGCUGCUGGUGCCCGGGGCGGCCCAGGGCCGCUGCUCCACACCCCAUGGCCCCCGGGGUGGUCCCGGGCUGAGCCAGCAGACGGUCAGGAGUGCGGGCAAGGGUCCCGGGGGGCACCUGGACCUGAGCUCAGAGAUUUGCACCGAUUGCCUUGUUGCUUCCACUCAGGAUCAGACAGGAGCCCGAGGGGCCGUCUUCAUGGAAGGGGGGGUCUUGUGGCGGCUGUAGGCAGUCGGGAGACCCCGCCCCACCUUGACGGACUCUGAAAACGCAGAACAGGAGCAGAGCCGCGGCUGUCACCUGGCCCAGACCCCACAUGCAGGAGCAGGAGACUCAGACCAGAAGCGCUGUGUCCCCCGCUCCCCCGCUCCGGCAGCGGUUCCUUGGGGGGCGGGGGCGGGGCUGGCGGGCUGCAGGGACCCCGGCAGAGCUCAGGCAGGCCCCCGUCAUGUGGAGGGGUGUGGUUUGGCUCAACGGGCUGCCGCCUUCUUUCCGCCUGAAGCAGGAAGGGUGUCAGCUGGUGUCGCCACCUCCCCAAGCAGGUGCUCCCACACACAGAACAUCUGUGAGCCCCUGUGUUUUUAUUCUCUUGAUAAAUGGUAUUUUUUCUAAUGGGGAUUGGGAGAUGGACUUAGUUUUUAAAAAAAAUAUGUGGAUUUUAAUUAAAAGUUGAGUGGGAAUGUAUUGCAUAUACACACACUACCCAGUAUGUCUGACUUCCUCCCUCUGUCGGCUAACAGUUGAGGUGACCACCGCCUCCCACCCCAAGUGAGGACAGCUGUCCUGUGUGCCGGUCCCCAGCGGACCCUGAGCUGUGUGGGCGCAGGACGGCCCGCGAGUGUCCAGACCCUGCAGGCGGGUCAGGAGGGAGCCCCGUCCACCUGUGGGCCCGCACAGCUCCCAGGACGGACCACUGGAGCAGAACAGAGGCAGAAACGUGACCUCCAGGAGACGGGUCAGGAGACUCAGCACUUGAAACGGUCCCUUCUGAGGCUUUGUGCACUGCACCCCAUUUCCCCCCAGGCGUUACUUUGCAUACAGUGCCCUUAAUCAGGAUUCUAGAGACUUAGAAAAUUUGACACAAUCAAGAACUUGAUUUUUUGAGAAAAAUCUUCAAUUUUGAGGACAUUUUGACCAUUGGGGGUUGGGAGGGUUCCCUUCUGUUUUGCUCACUAAACCUAUUCCACAAAGACACCGGCUGGCGGGCAUCUCUCCCGCCAGUGGAAGGCCCGAGUCACAGGGAUGCCUCAGCCGGGGUCAGGGGCUGUCCCUGCAGCAGUAUGAGCCCAGUGACGGGCGUCCCCUCUUCCCAGGCCAGGGAUGCCACAGGGCGCAAUUCUGAUUCUGAAUCAGAGUUUGAUUGACUCAUUUAAUCAGAAACAGUUAUUUUAAAAUGUGCAACAUCUCACCAGCCAUUCAUUUCUCUGGAAGUAUUUUUAUUCACAUGAUUUCCCUCAUACCCAGAAGACAGAAUCACUGCUUUCUUUGGAAAGACAGUGUUUCCUGUAAUUUCACAUAGUGACGCCGGGGGAGGGGGGGGGGGCAGCUCUCAGGCUCCACAAGGGGGAUAGACCUGAGGGUGGGGUCAGUGAAUGCUGUAGGGGAGGGCUGCACGCCCGCCCCUUUUUCUCAAAACACAAAACCAAAUCAGACCGGUCCUUUUUAUUUCUGAAACAUUCUACACCAAAAUAUAGGGUCUACCCCGACCGUAAAUUUGAUCUAGCAAGAGAAAUAGAAUCAGCUGGCUUUCCCGUCUCUGUAAUCUAUGAAAUUAGAGAAUCUCUCAAAAGAUGCCCUGUUCUCAACCCCCAACCAUGUAAGUGGAAAGGGCAGAGUAUUUGUGACCGCGCACGCACGCACGUCCAGUGUUGUCUGCCCUUGUCUCCUGGCGUGUCCUGUGACCCUCUCUCCAGCCACGUGGCCAGUCACGUCCUCAGGGCCGGCAAGGAUAGGGUCUGGCUCGAGCCUGACACGUAGCUGUCCUCUGGAGCUGCUGUGUGCACUUGUUCCCUGUUUGCAGGGCUGAGCCCCCAGCCCCCAAAACACUUAGCUUGGCCACGCCAUGGGCUGAUGGUACAUCAGGAGCCGACGCCCGUCCUUCUGGACGUGACCACGAAUGUUUAAAGGCAGUUUGUGGAAUGUUUGUAGAAUGAGCCCGGAAGCAGUUUGCUUCUCCAGAUACUGGGUUAUAUGCUUUUAUUUUAUUUUAUUUUAGAAUUUGGACACUUCAUAUGAAUGUAAUUCAGCCAAGAACCCUAUCGCUCAGAUCCACUCCCCAGUGUCCUCUGUAUGUUUGUUGAUGUAUAUACCACACGUUACAAUCUGCAUGAGCUACCCCUCGCACCGAGACCAGCCGGAACCAAGCAUGAGACGCUGUCCUAUAGACAAAGGAUUGGAGAUGUUCUCAAUAAAAGACACAGUGUUCCACC
This is a messenger RNA of Mirounga angustirostris (Northern elephant seal), 6254 nucleotides long. It is a transcript of the gene ADARB1, whose product is annotated as adenosine deaminase RNA specific B1. The record is from RefSeq and is a predicted model, not a curated record. NCBI's taxonomy places the organism in Eukaryota, Metazoa, Chordata, Mammalia, Carnivora, Phocidae. Gene Ontology annotation, biological process: RNA processing; adenosine to inosine editing. The coding region runs from base 585 to 2786 and encodes 733 amino acids. The transcript is spliced from 13 exons. Gene Ontology annotation, molecular function: double-stranded RNA binding; double-stranded RNA adenosine deaminase activity; tRNA-specific adenosine deaminase activity. Gene Ontology annotation, cellular component: cytoplasm; nucleolus.